UUUUAGCCUUAAGCAUCAUGGAAGAAGUGAAAACGGAACAGCCAGAAGUGAUAACGGAUCAGCCAGAAGUAAUAACGGAAGAAGUGGUAGAAGCUGAGACAAAGACGGAAACGGCAACAGAAACGGUAGUGGAGACGGAGGCAGAAGAAACUGCAGUGACGACGGCAACAGAGAAGGAAGUGGAUCCUAACACGUCAAAUUAUAUCAGACUUCGUGGUUUACCAUUUUCGGCCAAAGAAGAUGAUGUUCGGGCAUUUCUGGAAGGUUUGGAAGUAAGAUCAGUAACAUUUACGCUAACAUCGAUGGGUCGAGCGAGCGGUGAAUGUUAUGUGGAAUUAGUGGAUAAAGCAGCAGCAGAAGAAGCAAAGCGCUUUGACAAGCAAGAAAUGAACAAUCGCUACAUUGAGGUAUUCAACGUAACAGAAAGUGAAGUGGUCUGGAUGACGCGGCAUAAUGUGAUUCGUAAAGGUGAUCAAGACACGCCUUAUAAUUUUGUUGUUAGGCUUCGAGGCAUACCAUUCAGCGCAACGAAUGAUGACGUGAAAGAAUUCUUCACUGGAUUGGAAGUGGCAGAUGUUGUCAUCGACAAGGAGCUGGGGGGUCGCCCAUCUGGGGAGGCAUUCGUACGGUUCGCCAGCAAACAGCAUGCCGAGAUGGCCCUGGAACGGAACAGAAACAACAUGGGUUCGAGAUAUGUGGAAGUUUUUCGAAGCUCUGGUGAUGAACUAGAGAAGUCAAAGGAGGGUCAUAUUGCACCGCCGACGUCUUUGCGAAGUCUUGCUGCUGAACGCAGUUUUCCAGCACCUCGUUCCGAACCUAUACCUCUGCGCUUUGCUACAGCGAAACUUGGUGGGGUGCGCCCGUAUCGAAGAGAGGAGUAUGGAGGUCCUUUGAGAAAUGUCGGUAUGAGUCGCCCUCGUGCUGUUCCUUACGAUGUACCAUACAGUCGUUACUCGCGUUUUCAGGACUACAGCUAUGACGAUGAUUUUGAUUGCGAUGAUCCAGCCAAAGUUUACAUGAGAGGUCUUCCGUACAGUGCAAACGCGCUUGAUAUCGAAGAUUUCUUCAAACCAUUGAACUGUGUCGAAAUUCAGCUGGGUUUCAAUGAAGACCGUCGACCAUCUGGUGAUGCAUGUGUGAUUUUUGGGACGCUAGCCGAAGCGCGAGACGCAAUGUCCAGAAACAAACAGUGCAUUGGUAAUCGAUAUAUAGAACUGUUUACCGCAGCUGAUGUGCCGAUUACGCAAAAGUACGUCAUUUAUCGAAGAAUUGGUGGUACAGGUGACUAUCCAUCAGCAAUAAGUGGAGGAGGUUCUCGUGGUCCAACAGCACUGAAUCGUGUUAAUUGCGGUGGAUAUGAUGAAUGGCUCGAUAACGAUGUGGGAAAUGGACGCUACUCAAGUGUUCAAAGCAAGCCAGUUUCACUGAAUCGUGUUGGGUAUGCAACGAGUGACCCUGCUGAUGUUGGUGGAGCUGAGGGAUGGUCGGAUGCUGAUUCGGGUAGAGGCUAUAGUACAGGAUAUAGCAAUGCUACGGCAGGAUACAAUGCGAGCUAUGCAACAGGAGGACAGCAGUACUAUAACGAUGAGUAUGAAGGAAAACAAUCUUCAUAUGGCUAUCAGUGGAGCAGUGCUGGUAGUUCGGUGAAAACCAGCUGGUAAAAGCUUCAAAAACAGCUGUAAAUUCCUGAAAUUGCAACAGUCAAUGUUGAAAUAUCUUGUUAGUAAGGGUUUUUCCGGUAAAACUAACAUACCAAUUUUGUUGACCACUUGAAUGAUUUGAUCUUAUUCGUUUGUUUUAAUGAUUCUCUAUAUAUUUUUCCUAGCAAGAAAAAACGGCUGGUUGGAAGCUCCUGUUUUUCCUUUUUUUUUCGUCUUCUAUUACGCACUAUUCGGCAUUGUAAUUUCAUAGAAAUCAUUAAAACAAUUUGAUUUCUGUUAUUCUUAAAUAGGUCAAUGGAAUUAAAAUCUUGAAUGAUGAAUGAGUUUUUUUUCUUUUUUAUCAAUGAACAGUCUUGUACCCAUUUUACAAGUGUUUUUCAUGUUUUGAUUGUUUGCUUUAUAUUUUCAUAUCAUUCUAUCAAUUUCUAAGCUAAAAUAGCAUUGCUGCAAAGUUUCAAAUAAAUUUUCAGAGAUGACUCAUUUUCUACGUUUCUUGAAUUUGUUUGCAAAUAUUCACCGAAGUUUGCUAAAUUACGCAAUACAUCGCAAAAUUAUACAAUAUUAUUUAGCAUAGCAUUGUCUGAUCUCGUCGUUAUUUCCUCGGAACAAGUGUGUACUUUUUAUCAGUUUUCUUAAAACAUUUUAUGUUAGCAUAAGGUGUUUUCAUUGGCAAGGAAAAUUUUAAUUGUUCGUG
Loa loa (African eye worm) is the source of this 2355-nucleotide messenger RNA. Its product is annotated as RNA binding protein. NCBI's taxonomy places the organism in Eukaryota, Metazoa, Nematoda, Chromadorea, Rhabditida, Onchocercidae. The coding region runs from base 18 to 1661 and encodes 547 amino acids. The record is from RefSeq and is a predicted model, not a curated record. Gene Ontology annotation, molecular function: RNA binding. Gene Ontology annotation, cellular component: ribonucleoprotein complex. The transcript has 10 exons.